This is a messenger RNA of Oryza brachyantha (malo sina), 2946 nucleotides long. RefSeq lists its product as uncharacterized. Bases 1 to 2388 code for a protein of 795 amino acids. The transcript is spliced from 7 exons. The record is from RefSeq and is a predicted model, not a curated record. NCBI's taxonomy places the organism in Eukaryota, Viridiplantae, Streptophyta, Magnoliopsida, Poales, Poaceae.
AUGGCGCACGCGGCGCGGCCAUUGGGUGGGCAGCCGCGGAACCCUAGCCCCGCGCCGGCUCGGCUGCGGGCGGCGGCGGAGGAUGCUGGCCUCCGCGACGCGCCACCGAGGGCUGCGAAGAAGGAUACGGCUUGUCCAACUUGUGGUGAUAGAAUUGGUUCAGAGAAUGUAAUACGUUGUCAGUGCAAGAAAUCUCCAGAGCAUGAAAAGCAUGAAGUCUAUCAUGCCAAUGAUGCAAUGCUUGAGGCAAAGGGAUUUUCAAGGCCAAAUUCUUCACGUAAGAAGAGGAUGCACAAAUCUCCUGGCGGUACAUAUUCAAAACCUGAUGCAAGAGUAAAGAUAAUUCCUGCAGAAGAAAUUACAUACGUACGGCAUGGAAAACUAUAUGGUAAAACUGUUGGCUCAGCUGGAUUACAGAAAAGGCAUUGUAGACGAAGUGUCACCCCCCCUCCAAGUUCACGGAAGGUGUCUCUUGUGACACCUACAGUGGCCAAUCAGAAACCUACAACACCAGUCUCGCCUGCUGCUUCAUGUAUCUCUUGGCCUGAGAGAGCUGAAAAUGGUCACUCAGUUGCUACACCAUGUCUCUCUCCUAACUGGACUGGGACAACUGAGAAUUGUCGAUCACUUGAUACCGCAUGUAUCUCUCCUAACUGGCCUGGGACAGCUGAAAAUGGUCACUCGCUUGUUGGUGGCUAUAUGACAAAUUCCCUUACAACACAAAUAGCCUCUCUUUUAAAGCGUCCAUCACCAAUCUGUAGGGCAGUUCUUUCACAGCCUUCUGGGACAUCUCUUAGAACUGAAGCUACUGCUCCCAAGAAUCUUAGCAGAUCAGAUAGUAGAGAAGCAUUUGUCAAGAGUUGCAGUUCACGUGCUUUGCAUUGUCGAGGCCAGAGCAGCACAGUACCUCCAUCUGGUUUGCAAAAGGAGGCUGUGAUAAAUCCUCUCUCUUCUAGUCCUGCACAUGUGCUUGCUGCACAUUCAACUAUAGUUUCUCCUGGUACAAAUGCAGAACCUUCUACGGAGAGUUUUUGCGCACCUGGCAAUGAGAACUCCCCUACGAACUGUAAUUUGGGCACAUUACAAUGUCAAGGCACAAGAACUGCUGUGGCUCCUUCGGUGCAAAAAACACUAACCAUGGAACCUGUACCAAGCCCGAAAUCUGUGCUUAGUGAAAAGCCCAAUGAGGCAUGUCCUGAUACUGCUUCAAGGCCUCCUUCUAGACCAAAUUUAUUUGAUGGAAAAUGCAUGUUAGGCUCACUGCAAAGUGAAGCAAUCAUUCCUCCAACACAGAGUCCACAGUCUACAUCUCAUGCACGAUGUGUUGAAUUGUCUGAGGAUUUUGAAGCAGUUCCAUCUACUAAGAGCCAUAUCAGUACUGAAAAACAAACAAACCAGGAGACACCAAUCACUUGUAAUGUAUCUUCGGAUACCCCAGUAAUUUUACAUACAAAGCUGCACAAGAAGCAUUACCAACCAGAAGCCUGCUGGAAGGGUAAAUUUGAAGUGACUGGAGAGCUAACACACAUCUGUGAUGGACUUGAAGCCCAUUUCCCUUUUGAAAUUUCUGUCAAAGUAUAUGAAGCUUCAAAACUAAUGCCUGAAGUCUUAAAACUAGAGGCUAUACCUCUUUCUCAUCUGUGGCCAAAAACAUUCAAGAUGAAACCUCCAGAAGGACAGGAUAUUGGACUGUGCUUCAUUAGCUCUCCUCAAAGACCAAAUGGGAAUUCUGAUCAUCUCCUGAAAAAUAUUUCUUCUCAUAUUGGGUUACGAACCAAGAUUGGUGCUGCUGAGUUGCUGAUAUUCUCAUCCAAAUUGCUUACCCAAGAAUAUCAAAGAAAAUGUGGUCAGUGCUACUUUUGGGGUGUUUUCCGAGAGCUGCACAGAUCCAGGCAUUCUCUUGAUGUCCCCCCUGGUUUCACAAAAGCUAACCGUCUCCCUCAUACAGGGGAAACUACUGAACCUUGCAUAGAUCCUUCUGGCAGCAAGGCUUUGGACAGCCCUCCAGGAUUUCCUCUUGAUAUUCCUCCAGGCUUUACUGAAGCCCAGCGUCAACCCAUAGUAAUCCCUGGAUUUACUAAACUGCUUGAGGUGAAACAAGAGCCUGGGUUGCCGCCAUCGGAGAACAUAGCAUCAACUGGAAAAGCAAAUGAAAUUAAAAGUAAGCAUGAUGAGGUACAACAUGGUUCCCAUCCUAGAUAUUUUAGUAAUCCCAUCCUUUCUAAUUAUCUUUACUUUCGUUUUUCUAAUACUACAUUUUAUUGCCCUUUAACCAUUGCCAAUUUGCCUGGUAUCACAUUCCAGUUCGCUGCUGACAGGCAGAAAACUAUACUCCCUGAUUUUUGUGCAAAACAUGAUGAAAAUGGUAUCAGAUUUUCUCCUACAUGAAAUGUUCUCUUGCCAGAUCUUGAUUUGCCCGACAAUAUUUUUCUUGCUGUUUCAUUGAUUGAACACUUAAAAAUCCUUUUGAUCCCUUGUAAUAUUUGUUUCUGGCUUUCAAUCAAGCAGAGUAUCAUUUUGUUGUUUGCGGUAUCAAUCGUUAGCAUAUUUUGCUUAAAACAUAUCGUGGUAAAAAUAUUUUCCAGUAACUUUGAGAAGAAUGUUAUCAGCAAAUGCAUCAGAAAUAAGCGUGUUUAUGCAAUUUAAGUAAAUAUGAAGUUAUAGGCUUACUUCCCAAUGCCUUUUUGUUUGUGCAUAGAGUUUCCAAUGAUCUUCUGUGUUUGCGCCUUCCCAAUGUAUUGACUUUCUUUCCAUCUGAACAAUGUAUUAAUCUCACUUGUGCUUAGCUGAUAUUCCCUCCGUUUCAUAAUAUAAGAUAUUUGACUUUUUUAUUGACUAUUUGUCUUAUUUAAAAAUUAUAGAAAUAUCAUUUAUUUUGCUUGUGACUUAGGCCGCGUUCGGCACCAGCAGUAAGAUAUCUAACUCCUCUUUUUUCCACACGCAUGU